Molecule: messenger RNA, 852 nt
Organism: Schistosoma mattheei
Lineage: Eukaryota; Metazoa; Platyhelminthes; Trematoda; Strigeidida; Schistosomatidae
Source: the annotation of a GenBank genome assembly
AUGACAUCGCACAAAGGUAUGCUAGAAAGACGCGGAUAUCGUUCACUUCAUAUUAGUCGUUUACAAUUGAAACGAUGGUCAUCUUAUCUUGCUACUGCAUUUGCGAUUCUCUCAUUUGUUUUUAUUUCUGGUGGAAUUUGGCUACUUGAAAAUAAUCGGAUCGAGUCUGAAAUUAUCGGCAGGCGAUAUUACUACGAAGAAGGAGUUUUGUUUGUAAUCAUUGGGAUACUAUUGCUUCUUUCGCUUGUUUGUCAAGCUUUUAUGAUUCAUCUAUUGUUUGUUGCAAAAAAGCCAUGGAGAUUUACUGAAGUCAAGGUAAAGAGAGCAAUUGCACUGUAUUUAGUUUUUCUGUUUGCAGUGACAAUUCCUCAUAUUUAUUGUUUGUACCAUGUGAAAACAAUUAGAACAAAAUUAAUAUGGUCAAUUAAAGAACAAACUGAAGAGGCUUUGAUUAGUUUGUACGGAUUCGAACCUGAUUUUACAUCUGCAUGGGAUCAUCUACAGUCUCAGAGUGAAUGUUGUGGAUUUUCGGGUCCUCAAAUAUAUGCCUCUUCAAAAUGGAAAUACAGUCAACCUAAUUCUUCAACUUUUAUCAGCUUAGUACCUGAUUCGUGUCUUACACUUAAAAGUUUAGAAGAACAAGUACUUGAAGAUAUAAAAACCAAGUCUGAUUAUGAAGAACCUAGACAAGUGACUUUUCAAAAAGGAUGCGCAGAAUUUCUUUAUACUCAUAUAGAAGGUGUUCUAAGCGGUUCGUUUAUCGUACCGGUUAUUUCUCUUGUGAUUGUAUCUUUUUCAUUUGUUCUUGGAAUCGUUUUGUGUAAUUUCGUGGUGGUUGGAGAAGAAAUUUAA